Messenger RNA from Arabidopsis lyrata subsp. lyrata, 480 nucleotides. Its product is annotated as 60S ribosomal protein L29-1. The transcript has 3 exons. Gene Ontology annotation, molecular function: structural constituent of ribosome. Gene Ontology annotation, biological process: cytoplasmic translation. NCBI's taxonomy places the organism in Eukaryota, Viridiplantae, Streptophyta, Magnoliopsida, Brassicales, Brassicaceae. The coding region runs from base 101 to 286 and encodes 61 amino acids. The record is from RefSeq and is a predicted model, not a curated record. Gene Ontology annotation, cellular component: ribosome; cytosolic large ribosomal subunit.
AUGAAAUAUCUAAGAGGCCACUUUGGUGAUUUAAAUACCAGCUAGGGUUUUAUGUGGUUGUAUCUCCUCUGACCUCUCGUGCCUCUCCCCUUACUCAGAAAUGGCAAAGUCAAAGAAUCACACGGCGCACAAUCAGUCUGCCAAGGCGCAUAAGAACGGAAUCAAGAAGCCAAGGAGGCACCGUCACACCCCAACCAGAGGAAUGGAUCCUAAGUUCCUAAGGAACCAGAGGUACGCAAGGAAGCACAACAUCAAGAGUGGCGAGAAUGCUAGCGCUGAAGAGUAGAUCUUUUGAUCGCCUCAUAGGCAUUUUAAGGUUUUUUAUGAAUUUCACUUUCUUAGACAAAGAACCAAUGUACUACAAUCAGGGAUUGUGUCUAUUUCAAAUUCUCUUAUUUUGCAAGUUACUUGAUUUGAUGCAAUUCUUUCACUAUAUGUUUAUGUAGACCUAGAAUCUGAAAGCUGAACUGGAUUUACAUA